Cynocephalus volans (Philippine flying lemur) is the source of this 2586-nucleotide messenger RNA. It is a transcript of the gene ZNF396, whose product is annotated as zinc finger protein 396. Lineage: Eukaryota; Metazoa; Chordata; Mammalia; Dermoptera; Cynocephalidae. Bases 219 to 1241 code for a protein of 340 amino acids. The record is from RefSeq and is a predicted model, not a curated record. The transcript is spliced from 5 exons.
GGAAGCAGCUUCCAGCCGGGUGCUCGCAGCGUUUCUCCCGGACAGCGCUGGGUCCGGCCUUCCCGGCCCGGAGUGCCUAGGACAGCACUUGGGGAAGUGAGAAAAAGAAUCAAGCGGCAGGCUGCCGGAGGAAGAAUGGGCGCACAUGAGUGUCUAUAAGGAGAAUCCCACCUCCUUUAAAAUUAAAGCCUAGCAGUCCUGAGCUGUUGCAAGUCCAAAUGUCUGCAAAAUUGAAAGAGUCAUCAACACUCCUUCCACAAACUUCAGAGAAGCCUGACAGGAUUGUGAUAGUGAAGACAGAAGAGGAAGAGCAGGCCUAUGAUCCAGACCCCAGCCUCCACUGGACCAGCUGCCAUAGCCCAGAGACCUUCCGCCAGCGGUUCAGGCAGUUUGGCUACCAGGAUUCACUUGGGCCCCGGGAGGCUCUGAGCCAGCUCCAGGAACUUUGUCAUCUCUGGCUAAGGCCAGAGGUGCACACCAAGGAGCAGAUCCUUGAACUGCUGGUGCUAGAGCAGUUUCUGGCCAUCCUGCCCAAGGAGCUACAGGCCUGUGUGCAGAAGCAUCAUCCAGAGAGUGGAGAGGAAGCCGUGACCAUGCUGGAGGAGCUGGAGAGAGAGCUCGACAGGCCAGCUGAGCAGGUCUUCUUUUCUGGACGAAGAAAGAACGUGAUUACAGAGAAGCUAGCACCUUGGGAAAGCACUGAAGAGUUACCAAGUAGCCAGCUCAAGCCUGUAAAGAAGCAGCUCCAGGGGGCAUCGUGGGAGCUGCACUCCUUAAGACAGAAUGAUGAUGACACCAAAACUAUAAAUGUGAAAUCAACUUUGAGGCAAAAGACUUCUUCAGGCAUAGAAUGGCAUUGCAAUGUUUCCAACACCCUUCAUAUGAAUGCCUCCCAGAGUUUCACAUAUAGAGCAACCUGUGAACAAGAUGGCAGGUUUGAAAGAAGACAGGGAAACCCCUCUCGAAAAAAACAACACAAGUGUGAUGAAUGUGGCAAAAUUUUUAGCCAGAGCUCAGCCCUUAUUUUACAUCAGAGAAUCCACAGUGGAGAGAAACCUUAUGCGUGUGAUGAGUGUGCAAAGGCUUUCAGCCGAAGUGCAGUUUUGAUUCAGCAUCGAAGAACCCACACUGGGGAAAAACCCUACAAAUGUCAUGAAUGCGGCAAAGCCUUUAGUCAGAGCUCGAAUCUUGUAAGGCAUAGGAAAAGACACACUAGAGAAAAAGUCCCAUUAGUGUCAUGAGGGAAUCAAAGCAUUUACUAAGAACUUUUUCAGCACAAGAGAAGACACAAGGUAUACUCCCUUAGUAUAAAUUGGUGGUUUUAGUGGGCCCCAGUUUCUUUUCAAGGGUCAUAAAAGCCAUAGGAGAGAAUGUGGAAUAUGUCAUUUGCUUUUCUACUUAUCAGUACAGCGUCAGUUCAGAUGUUUGAGAUUCCAAAGCUUAAUUCGGCUUUCCAUCCCUAAGUAGCCCUUGAAAAGACAUUCUCAGACAUAGUCUACUAUUUCCAUUAUUAACACAGAUAAUGAACUAGUGUGUACUUUUUUAUAUAGUUAUUUUUUUCCCCUGUUUAGAAGGAAUGUGUGACUGACUCAGCAUAGAAAAGAUAUUCUCCAUUUCGUAACUUGAGCACUAGAACUCUAAAGACCAGAGAUUAAAGCCCAUUUUAGCAAAUUUCUCAUUCGUGUUUUGUUACGAGAUUCAAAAUAUGACAGUAGUAUCGACCCAAAACAGUAUAUACCUCUAGACAUAGGCUGAAGUGUCCAGGGUCAUUGUUAGAAGGGAAAUGAAUAAAGGUCCCUAAAAGGACCUUAUGAAAGAUCACAAGAGCCUACACACUACUGAUGAUAUUAAGGAAUUUCCUCUGUUGGAAAAAAUAGUCUCUUUUACAAUGUAAUUUGGAAAUAACUCAAUGGAAACAUUAAGAUGACUUUGCACAUGUCUUCAAGGAGUGGCCUAAACAUAAGGAAUGUUUUCAUAAUAAAUGAGGUGCUAUUCUGUGGGUGCUUAUAUAAGAUUGAUGAUCAUCUUAAUAUAAAGAAAAAAAAAGGAAAGUCAAACUAAAAAAAAAAAAAAAAAGGGAGAAGAAGAACAGUACCAUCCAAACAAAACUGAUGUAAUACAAAUGUUGGCAAGUGCAGUGCAUAAUGGAGAAGUAUACCAGAGCUUACCUGGAAAAGGAAGCCCCUAACAGCUGAUGACUAUCAUUCAGUAUUCUUCGUGUCCCCUUUUCUGGCAUAAAUCAGCUGUGAAUAUGUUUCAAGCAUCACAAAACAGCCUUUUCAGGGUCUUACGCAUUCUUAGUAAGAUGGGUUUCUAGACGUGCUGUCACAAAAUGAGACCCUGGAUGAUGAUGAUGUACAAAUGAAGAAAUUAUUAAAGUUCAAUUUAAAGAGUGUACUAUGUCCCUUGUGAACAAUUGUUGAACCUCACCAUUAUAGUGGGAUAUCUUAUUUGGACUAUCAUCUUUAGGAUAUAGGUAGCUAGAAGUUUUACCCAUGUUUAAUCCAAACAGACUCCUUGUUUAAAACUAAAAUGACUGACGUGUGUUAUUAGAAUUAUUCUGACAGUAUACAACAUAAUGUUCUU